Molecule: messenger RNA, 961 nt
Organism: Coregonus clupeaformis (lake whitefish)
Lineage: Eukaryota; Metazoa; Chordata; Actinopteri; Salmoniformes; Salmonidae
Product: vicilin-like seed storage protein At2g18540
Exons: 7
Coding region: 35-919 (294 amino acids)
Source: RefSeq, a predicted model, not a curated record
AGCAAAGAGAAAGGUGGAAGAAGCAAAGAAAAAGAUGGGAGAAGAACAACAGAUGCUGAAAAAGCAAGCCAGGCUAACGGAGACCCUGAGCGAUAGAAAAAGAAGAGACGGGGAAGAGAGAAAGGAAGAUGAAAAUAAGUGUGUGAAGGAAGCAAGGGAAGGAGACAGGAGAGAGCUCCUGAAAGAAAAGAGACUAAGUGCAGAAGAAAAUAUGACACACAUGGAGAAACAAAUGAGAGAGCUGGAGGUCAAAGAUUCCUCCAUCUUCUCAGCUGGUGCUGAGGUCAAACAGACCCAGUGCAAAGAUGUCUCCAUGGUUACUGCAACUGAGUCAAAGACUCUGAACCCUCAGAAGGACCAGCCAGCAAAGUGCAAAGAUUUCUCUGUGUUUUCCACGAGCAGUCAAGGCGUGGCCAAGGUCCCCCAGGUUCUGCAGGUCAAAGUGAGUAAUAAAAGUGAGAGUGUCCAAAAGAAAGAUGGGAAUGACAAAGUAACAGCGCCAAAGACAGAGGCAGAGCUCCUUAUGGACAAAUUUGAGAGGAUGGCAGAAGAGGAGAGAAUUUGGCCUUGUCAGAAGGAUAGGAGAGAUAAAGACCAGGCCAAAGAGAUAGAGGGAAAGAGAAAGGAGGAGGAGGUGCUGUCUAAAGAAGAGCAGCGCAGGCUGAGGAAUGAGAAGGCCUUACAGGAACACCUGGACAGGGUAAAGAAUCCGGAAUUGACAGGCAAACAGACCAGACAACCACAAUGUAAAGAUUACUCUAUUUUCACUGCAUCAGGGCUAAAGAGCAAGGACCCGCAUGAUCAACAGUCAGCAAAAUGCAAAGAUUUCUCUGUGUUUUCCACGAGCAGUCAAGGCGUGGCCAAGGUCCCCCAGGUUCUGCAGGUCAAAAUUACUCUAUUUUCACUGCAUCAGGGCUAAAGAGCAAGGACCCGCAUGAUCAACAGUCAGCAAAAUGCAAAG